AUGCCGCGCCCCCAGAUGCCGCACCUACCGCACCUGCUGCACUCGCAUGGCCCAGAAAGGCUGCAGGACACCCUGCACGCAGGCUACAGCAGUCUCAAGUCGCAGCUGCCGCUGGUGAGGAGGCAGUCCGCCACCAGCCCCGAGGCGCUGUCGCUGCUGGACGAGCUCGACGAAAAGCUACCGUUUCACGAGAACAGGCGGAUGUGCAUCACCGAGCCUGAGAGUGCCGCUCUUUGCCUGGGGCCGUCCGCGCGGCUGGAGCUCACCAUCGUCAGAGCGAGGGACAUUAUCCCCAGCGAGGAGACCGUGAUCGAUCGGGUCAGGCACACGCCCCAUCCUUUUGUGCGGGUGUACCUGGACGACACGAGACAGUUCGAGACUGCGCACGCGGGGAACUCGCGGGAUCCAGAGUGGAACUCCACCUGUGAGGUGGACGUUACAGCAGGAAGGUCGAUGGUACGCUUCCAGCUGUACGACCAGGACGUGGAGGACGUGGAGGCUGGCGACAUGCUGAAAGGGAACCAGGGGUUGACUGUCGCCGACAGGCACUCGCACUCCCUGGGGUUCGUGGAGGUCUGCGUGGGCGACCUGCCCUUCGACAGGGAGAUCUCCGGGUGGCUGGAGCUGCGGUUCCCCAACAACCUGCAGGGCACCAGCGUGGCGCGCUACGAGCAGCACCGCGCGCGCCGCGACGACGGCUUCCACAGGGAGAUGGCCAGGAGCUCGUCGGGGGUCCAGGGCAGGGGCACCGUGGACCCCCAGGCCCUGGAGCAGUUCUCGGCGAGGAUCGGUCGCCGCGGCUCGGUGCUGCAGAGGAGCGCCCGGCCGCUCCAGAGGCUCAGGGGCAGGGCCACGGGGCGGGGCGACGCCGACCCCUCGGCGGCGCUCGACAGCCAAUUCAACGCGGGCGAGCUGCUCGUGAGGAUGAAGCUGGCGAGGGUCGGGGGGGACCGCUACGACGACCUGUUCGCGCACGCCAUUCAGCCCCAGGCGCUGACCUUCAAUCCCGUGAUUCGGGAGGAGGCGCUCCCGGAGCUCGACGUCCAGGAGGCCUUUGACGAUGCAAUGGACAUCAAAUAUGCUGUCCUGGACGACUUCCUCUUCUGCUUCGCCAGCUACGCGUGGUACGUGCUGAGCUGGCAGAGCAGGCUGCUCUCUGGGAUCAUCAGCGCCUGCGUCGUGGCCUGCUGCCAGAGAGAGGACCUGCUGUCCGCAUGCCUCCACGCGGUCCUCGCAGCACUCCUGGUGCUGAACGGUUUCGAGGGCCAGAGGCGGGAGAUGACGACUUUCGGACUGAACGCCCCGCUGAACAGCGAGGGCUUCCGUGCGGUGGCCAAGUGGCGCAGCGUGCUGCAGAUGGAGGCGUUCCUGGUCCGCGCGGUGAAGCACCGAGGCGGCCAGAUCGAGCUGGAGCGAGAGCUCCGCGAUUUCGUGAUCAGGGGCUUCAGGAAGGGCCUGCCCUCCGCGACGCUCGAGGACGUCGUGGGCGCGCUGAGGGCCAAGGAGUGGGUCACCUUCAGCGGCAAGGACAGGGAGGAGGGCAGGGUACGGGAGGGCAGCCGUGUGAGGAUUCGCGAGAGGCGGCGUGCGACAGUGGACCAGGUGCUCCCGCUGGACGAGGGCACGGGACGCAGGCAGGUCGUCGUCCACUACGAUGAGGUCGGCGACGAGGAGGAGCAGCUCCACACGGAGACCCUGUACGAGGACGAGGUCCACACUCGCACGGUCAUCCCGACAAUCCCCAGGGUCCUCCUCUCCAGUAAGGUCAAGCAGGAUAUCCGGAAGCUGGGCUGGAAGAUCGACUCCUGCAAACGGUCGUCGAUCAUCCCGAUGCUGCGAUGGGUGAGCGACGUCCUCACCUGGAAGGCCCCGAUGUUCACGAGCCUCGUGCUGGUGUACUUGAUGCUCCGGGUGCUGCUGGCCCUCUUGCACUUCGAGAUCGCGAGAAAAAUAGGCCAUCUCGCCAUGGUGGUCGCCGUCGGUGCCUCCUUCAUAUUCCUUGCACAGCCGCUGCAGUGGCUCCGCCCGCUGGCGAGGAUGCUGACCACGUGGCCGACCAGCAGGUGGCAGGCGCCCGAGGCGUGGCCCUUCCUGGCCCCCGAGACGCCGCGGGCGGAGGCGGCGCCCGGCUCCGAGCGGCCGCGGCCGCGGCCGCGGCCGAUGCCGAGGCGCUGGAGCGCGGCGAGGCCCGGCCGCAGCGGGCGCCGCUGCUGCCGGCGAGGCCGGCGGGCCGGCCAGGCUGCCUGCCCUGCGGGUGGGCCGCGGCGGGGGCGUCGUCGCCGCUGUGACCUCUGGCCAGGGGGAGGAUCAAGAGGUCCUCCUCCUCCUCCUCCUCGUCCUCCUCCUCCUCCUCGUCCUCCUCCUCUGCAUCUCUUCCUCUUCAUCCUCCUCCUCCUCCUCUUCCCCAUCUCGGCUGUAGCAUCCCUGAGAUGUGGCACCUGCCUGGCAGCAGUGAGCUCGGCUCGAGCCUCCAAGGACGACCGAACCGAAAAAUUAGCUUGGCGAAGGACCCGACCAUAUGCAGUUGUGGGCACCGUCGUUGCAUGCACCACAUUCAGUGUACCGCAGCGUGUUGGACCAAAACGGCCAAGAAAAACUUCCCGUCCUGAUUUUUUUUAG
Molecule: messenger RNA, 2619 nt
Organism: Prorocentrum cordatum
Lineage: Eukaryota; Dinophyceae; Prorocentrales; Prorocentraceae
Source: the annotation of a GenBank genome assembly